Suillus discolor is the source of this 339-nucleotide messenger RNA. RefSeq lists its product as uncharacterized. The transcript is spliced from 2 exons. Lineage: Eukaryota; Fungi; Basidiomycota; Agaricomycetes; Boletales; Suillaceae. The record is from RefSeq and is a predicted model, not a curated record. Bases 1 to 339 code for a protein of 112 amino acids.
AUGACGAGGAGGCCUCAGGAAGCUCCUGCACCUGCACCACCCACCACCUCACCACCAGUCACCGUCACUACCACCAUCAAAACUCGCCUACGACAUUCAUUCACCUGGUCACCCCAUCAUGCAACGCCGCCCGUUGUUGAUGUUCCAUUCGCGAAGGCUAAAGAGCGUAAUGCUGCUGCGGGUGCUCCUGGCCAAGACCCGGACAUCGUACCUGAUGAAUAUCUCGAUACUGAACCGGACCCUGAUACGCAACAGCAACAGCAACCACACCAGCAAGCAGUAGCAGUACAUACAGACCCUGGCGAACAUGGAGGCGGGAAGUCCUGUGUCUGCUGCUAG